Mytilinidion resinicola is the source of this 1814-nucleotide messenger RNA. Its product is annotated as S-adenosyl-L-homocysteine hydrolase-like protein. Gene Ontology annotation, molecular function: adenosylhomocysteinase activity. The record is from RefSeq and is a predicted model, not a curated record. Gene Ontology annotation, biological process: L-methionine cycle. The transcript is spliced from 5 exons. Bases 95 to 1450 code for a protein of 451 amino acids. Gene Ontology annotation, cellular component: cytosol. NCBI's taxonomy places the organism in Eukaryota, Fungi, Ascomycota, Dothideomycetes, Mytilinidiales, Mytilinidiaceae.
UUCACCCUCAUCUUUUCCACUCCUCCGAACCACUUAUAACCCAGUCCUCACCCUCUACACCCUCCACGCACCUUCGCUCUCUUCAAUUGCCACCAUGUCCGCUCCCGCACACAAGUCCAAGGUCGCCGACAUCAGCCUCGCGGCGUUCGGUCGUCGUGAGAUCGAGUUGGCCGAGAAUGAGAUGCCUGGUCUGAUGGCCACCCGGGCCAAGUACGCUGAGGACCAGCCAUUGAAGGGUGCCCGUAUUGCCGGCUGCCUUCACAUGACCAUCCAGACCGCUGUUCUUAUCGAGACGCUCAAGUUCCUCGGUGCGGAGCUCACAUGGACCAGCUGCAACAUCUUCUCCACCCAAGAUCACGCCGCCGCGGCCAUUGCUGCUGCCGGCGUCCCUGUCUUUGCGUGGAAAGGCGAGACCGAGGAGGAGUACGAGUGGUGCUUGGAGCAGCAGCUCACGGCCUUCAAGGACGGCAAGAAGCUGAACUUGAUCCUCGACGAUGGCGGUGACCUGACUGCCUUGGUCCACAGGAAGUACCCCGAGAUGCUCAAGGACUGCUACGGUGUCUCAGAAGAGACCACCACCGGCGUGCACCACCUGUACCGGAUGCUGAAGGACAAGGAGCACGGCCUCCUCGUCCCGGCUAUCAACGUCAACGACUCCGUCACAAAGUCCAAGUUCGACAACUUGUACGGCUGCCGUGAGUCGCUUGUCGAUGGUAUCAAGCGUGCCACCGAUGUCAUGAUUGCUGGCAAGGUCGCUGUUGUUGCUGGUUUUGGUGAUGUCGGCAAGGGUUGCGCUCAGGCUCUUCACAGCAUGGGUGCCCGUGUCAUUGUCACUGAGAUUGAUCCUAUCAACGCUCUUCAGGCCGCUGUUUCCGGUUACCAGGUCACCACCAUGGAGGAAGCUGCUCCUCAGGGCCAGAUCUUUGUCACCACGACUGGCUGCAGAGACAUUCUCACCGGUGUUCACUUCGAGGCUAUGCCGAACGACGCCAUUGUUUGCAACAUUGGUCACUUCGACAUCGAAAUCGAUGUUGCGUGGUUAAAGGCAAACGCCAAGUCCGCCCAGAACAUCAAGCCCCAAGUCGACCGUUACCUGAUGAAGAACGGCCGCCACAUCAUCCUCCUCGCCGAGGGCCGUCUCGUCAACCUUGGCUGUGCCACCGGUCACUCUUCCUUCGUCAUGUCGUGCUCUUUCACCAACCAGGUUCUUGCCCAGAUCCUGCUCUUCAAGGCCAGCGACGAGGCUUUCAGCAAGAAGUACGUUGAGUUCGGCAGCACUGGCAAGCUCGACGUUGGUGUCUACGUCCUCCCCAAGAUCUUGGACGAGCAGGUUGCUCUGCUACAUCUGGACCACGUGAACGUCAAGCUAUCCAAGCUGUCUGACGUCCAGGCCGAGUACCUUGGUCUACCAGUGAACGGACCCUACAAGAGCGACAUCUACCGCUACUAAUCUCUCUUUUUCUUUCGAACAUGUGUGAAUGUUUCAACACGAGGUCAUGAACUGGGAAUGAUAUCCAAAAGUUUAUAAUUGUCUUCAACGGCAUUGUUCUCAUCCUACCAAUGGGGUGCAUAAACCGUCUUUUCUUCACAAAAGAUGGGUGGGGUUUUAGGCUAUUUCCUGGGAGCGAGUUUCCGGCGUUGCAUCCCUAGCGGCCUUUCAACCAUGGCCGUGUAGAUGAGAUGAUUCUAUAUUUUCUUCAAGGGGCUUGAAGGGGAGAUGGGAUGGUGAGAGGCGAGUUGGUGAGAAGGCGGCUGUAGAGGAUUACAUAGUGAGGGCUUGCGAGGCAGGUCUAGCGAAGAUGAAUCGAGAUGGG